AUGAAAUCAAUCCUAUUCCUCACCGCUUUGGUGGCACUUGUCAGUGCUACCGUGGUUCCGGCUCCCCGUGGCCUCAAAGAAGACUUUGAAGACUUUCUUGCCCUGGCUCCGGUCGACGAGCUGACAAAGUUGGCACUGGAUCACUACUUGCACGAUAAGGAAGUUCAGGAUGUUUUCGCUUACCUGCAGGGUAAAGAAUUUUCAACCGUUUGGGAUCAGUUUUUCGCACUCAACGAAGUUAAGGAUCUACUAAACUACCUGGAGGAUGCCGGACUGCCAGUCUAUGACGCGCUGAAUUAUGUCGCCGACUUUUUGGGAUUGCACCACGUUAAGCCGAUGCAUAUUUUCAGAAGUGUGAAAACUGGCGGACUCAACGGAUUCCUCGAAGAAGCGCAUGCUUUGCUGCCCACGGACAAAUUAGAGGCAUUGUUCGAGGAAAAGCUACAGACCAGCCCAGAGUUCAAAGCUUUGUUCGAAAAACUGCAGCAUACUGAUUUCCAUGCGCUGGUGGACUUCUACAAUAACUCUAAGGAAGUUCAAUCUCUGUUCCAAAAGCUCCGCGAGCACGGCGUUGACGUUGACAAGUUUGUUGAGCUUGUAGCCGCAUUUUUCGGAUGGGGAAGAUUUUUGUGA
Messenger RNA from Wyeomyia smithii (pitcher-plant mosquito), 633 nucleotides. RefSeq names its product protein G12-like. The transcript has 3 exons. NCBI's taxonomy places the organism in Eukaryota, Metazoa, Arthropoda, Insecta, Diptera, Culicidae. The record is from RefSeq and is a predicted model, not a curated record. Bases 1 to 633 code for a protein of 210 amino acids.